CAGUGCGACGGGUGCUACCAAUCCGCUUGCACGGCGAUUACGCUCGGCAUUAAGCUCUCGAGGCGCCCCUCGCCUGCGCUACUCACCUUCAACGAGCAACGCGUGUCCAAUGCAUGUCUACCACAAACGGUAGCCAUUGAUCCUACCUCUUCUCGCUCGAAUGAUCUCUACCGUUAACUUCGGGCAAUCGCCGUCGGCAGCGCAAGCUCGCCUGAGCAUCAGCUCCUCUCCUCAGCCUUCCAUGUCGUCCAGUAGCGAUUCCCCGGCGAACACACCCACCUUCGACUCGAAUGGCGUCUCCAUCGCAGAUUCCCUGUCUGAAGGGCGCAUAGGUUCAAGAGACGGAUCCGAUGAGAUUGUGCCCAAGAUCGAGGAGACCGAGCUCCAACUGUCCGACGUCAAGCCCGAGCCUGCUGCAGAUGACACCCCAAUAUCACCAACCGAGCCAGUGCGACUUAGACGCGCCAGAGGUCGACCACGCAUCCACCCUCCUCGCUCCCCCACCGCUGCAUCUAAAGCAGCAAAGGCACGUUCGAAAACGGGUUGUACAACGUGCCGAAAGCGAAAGAAGAAGUGCGACGAGACGAAGCCUUUUUGUCUGUCAUGCCAGAAGAACAAUAUACACUGUGAAGGCUAUAAGCCUGUGGAGAUAUGGAAAAGUGGCAAAGAAAGAGCAGCAGAAGCACGGCGAAUGAGCGUCGAGGUGAAAUUCGAACUGCCGCCGCUUAUGGGAGGAGUAGAGACGGACGUCGACCGGACCCUAUUGCAGCAUUUCGUCAGCAGGGCUAGCGCUGUCCUUAGUCUGCACGGCGAUCAAAGCACAAACCCAUUCACAAGGAUACUAUUACCAAUGGCCCUUCAACACGAGGGUUUAAUGCAUUCAGUGCUGUGUCUGUCGGCAUCACAUCUCUGUUCACAAGCUCCUUCGCAGGAGUACGAGGACAGGCAGGUGUUCCACCGAGGCAAGGCCCUGCACUUGCUGAACCAAGAUCUUCAGCGCCAGAAGGCUGGCGAGGGUGGCACUAUGCGAUACGAAGAUUCCAACGUGGCCCAGAUACUUCUUCAUCUCCUACACGCCAUCUGUGACGGCAACACCUCAGGGGAAUACCGAAUGCACAUGAUCGCCGCAAGACAGAUCGCUCUAAAUCAGAAAUCACAAAAUAAGGAGUUUCAAAACCUCUUCGACGAGUUCUUCUACUAUCACUGGAUUGCUAGUGAGAUUACGUCUCUCGAUGGCACCGAAGUACCUAUGAUGGAGAACUUCAGCCUUCCUUUCGAGAUAAACCCUGAGACAGCCGGCCUCAUUGGUGUUUCCGACGGACUAUUUGGGUUUAUUUCGAAAAUCAGUAAUCUGAGGAGGACGAUCCGAACACGCAUCGAUGAAAAGAUAGAACCUAUUAUGGACUACGAGGCGUUGCUUACUGCUCACGCGAUUGACACAGGUCUCCGCAAUUGGGUCUGUCCCCAGACAACAGGCACUCCGCGCUACACAUUGUCCAUGUUGUACCGUCAAGCGACCUGGGUUUAUCUGUAUCGGACGACAAAGAAGUCUAAACCGGAUCCGUAUAUCAGGUCUGCUGUCGACGAUGGGAUCAAGUACAUCAACGAGCUGCCCGCCGAGGGUUGGAUUCAAAGUAACGUUCUGUUGCCGCUGUUCCUGAUGGGGUGUGCCGCUUUUGAACAAGAUCAACGCUUCGAGAUCAACAGGGCUUUCACUGGGCUGAUGGCAGUUACAGGCCUGGGCAACAUCACCUCUGCAAAAGAGGUCGUGGACAAGGUGUGGCACCUAAUGGACAUUGACGACCCCGACUCCUGGGACUGGGAGAAAAUCAUCCACCAAAAAGGAUGGGACUUCCUCGCCACAUAAGCACUCCGCACAUACGCAUACGGCCGACGCACGCAUCACGUUCACGAUCUAUUCGAAAAUUGGAGUUUUGGGUUUUCCUCACGGUUAUCGACGGGCGGGACUGGGCAUCAAACUGGAUUGGUGUGGGACCUGGGUUAUGGAGUUGGCACACUCCGGAAAUCCUCUCUUCUUCCUUUACGCACACGUUCAACUACCGAAGAGCAUCUAAUUUCCUUCGGCAUGGGUAGGCUUCGUCUGUGAAAACGGGGUGCGGCUCUCUUUCAGCCUGUUUCUGCAAAGGCUACGGCUUAUUGCUUUUUGUACUGCUAUCCUAUAUUUCUGGAUCUAUCCACGGCUGGGGCUACUUGUACGGACGGGGGUCAUCUGCUUUACUGUCAUUCUAUCACACUGGAAGGAGGCCGGCGC
Paraphaeosphaeria sporulosa is the source of this 2272-nucleotide messenger RNA. RefSeq lists its product as uncharacterized. Gene Ontology annotation, cellular component: nucleus. Gene Ontology annotation, molecular function: transcription cis-regulatory region binding; zinc ion binding; DNA-binding transcription factor activity, RNA polymerase II-specific. NCBI's taxonomy places the organism in Eukaryota, Fungi, Ascomycota, Dothideomycetes, Pleosporales, Didymosphaeriaceae. The coding region runs from base 161 to 1867 and encodes 568 amino acids. The record is from RefSeq and is a predicted model, not a curated record. Gene Ontology annotation, biological process: positive regulation of transcription by RNA polymerase II. The transcript has 3 exons.